AUGCCUUCCACCAAGAAGACGAUAUAUUUCAUGUCCAGUGCGCUGGUGACCUCCAUAUCUGUUGGCUUAAUGGGGUAUGCCAUGUCAGCAGAGUGGGCUAAGAUGACCAUGAACUGCGCAAACACACAAGAUGGCAACUACAACGGAAGUGCUGUGAUCACUUUGAGGCUUUUUAAUGGGAAUUUGAACAGAAACUUUUGCCCUGUCUUUGGAAGUACUGAUCUUGACUCUUUUCCAGUGGUCAGUACAUUGACUGACACAGGAGCAACUACCUCUAUGGUUCUGCACAUUUUGGUUUUGCUCCUGGUGGUCCUGUGUCUGCUGUUUUCUGCUGCCACCAUCCUUUCGUCCCUCUACAACAGCGUCAGCAACCCCUACGAGACCUACAUGGGGCCUGUUGGCAUCUACAUCUACAGCUCGCUCAGCACAUGUCUGUCUGCUGUCGUCCUUAUCAUAUUUGUUGCGAACGUCAAUGCGUCCAACAUGGCAGAGAGAGUGGUAAUUGGCCUCACAGACAGUGAAGUGUUCCUGAAGAAAAAGAAUACAAAGAUGCUGGUCGGAUACUACCUCAUCAUCCCUUACGCAGUCCUGUCUCUGCUCGCCAUUGCUUUGGUCUACAUGUACGAGCACGCAGCCUACACGCACAGGAGGGAGCAGCAGAAGCCUACAGAGGACGCGCCCAAGGAGAUAAUGAUGUAUUAG
Messenger RNA from Chelmon rostratus (copperband butterflyfish), 702 nucleotides. RefSeq names its product clarin-3. Lineage: Eukaryota; Metazoa; Chordata; Actinopteri; Chaetodontiformes; Chaetodontidae. The record is from RefSeq and is a predicted model, not a curated record. Bases 1 to 702 code for a protein of 233 amino acids. The transcript is spliced from 3 exons.